GUUGUUUUUGUUGUUGGUUUUUGAGACAACACCUUGAACCUUAAAUUUUCGGGAUUUAUUUUAUUUAACAGCAUGAAUGGCUGGGCUAGGGGUGUUUUGUGUGGUCUGCAUUACCAUAUACUACUUUGUUUCAUCACUCUUACCAAAAUUACUUGCUUGGCUUUGUAAGCAACGUUUUCAUGUAGAGGUUCACAUAGGGAAAAUCUCUUUUCUCUACUUCCGACUUCAAGAUGUCCACAUCAAGAAGAAUGAAUUUUCUGUGCACAUAGAAGAAGUAGGUUUCCGCAGCAAUUUUUUCAGCAGUGAAGUGACUAAAUUACUAGCUGUUGUGUUACGAGAUGUUCGUAUCAACAAAGAUGUGGGAAACAGCUCGGAUGGUGCCAAGUCAUCCCGUCAUUUACCUGAUGAUUGGUCUCAUAUUGAUUUUCGGAACAAGAAGAUACCACCCUCCAUAAUUACGUUUGCCCAGUUCAUGGCAGUUCACAUAACGAACUUGAAUGCAAUGCUGUUGCAUCAGCAGUCGCCUGAGUGGUUAGUUCAUGCGACAGCAGCUGAAGUCCACUUAGAUGGUAGUGUGGUCCAUAGUGCCCGAUCACUCUUAGUAAAUGUGGUGCUUGCUAAUGCUUCAGCCAAACUACUCAGGCAUGCAUCUACAGCAGACCGCAAUAAACCCCAGACCCAAACUUGUCUUGGAGAAUUGUCAUUUGGUGUUUCUCUUGAAGCAAUGAUGGCUGCCCAAGGGUCCUUAUCAGUUGAGAAACUUCAUGUGUCCUUAGAACAUUUAAAAGCUGUGAUAAAUGAUGGCCUUUACACCUUUGCUGCUGAAAGAAGGAAGCAAGAGGGGUAUAGGACUGGAAUGGGGGCCCAAAAAGAUUCUAAAAGUGGCAAAGAGAGGAAAGGUUCUAGUGAUUCAGUAUUGGUGUCUCAGACCCAACUGUACAGCCCAGCUAUGAUAUUAUCCAGCCUCUCCCCUCUUAUCCCAAAAGAUAUGAGUCUCAAAGUGGAAAAUUCCCAUCUGACCGGCAUGAGAGCUGCCAGUAGCACCGAGUUUCGCGCCUCUCUUCACAGUUUGGAAAUUCAUACCAGCUUUGUCUUAAAAUUAGCAGGAAUACAUGGUGAAUCAGUAGUUCCAGAGGUAUCUGUAGGACUGCAAUUAAAUGAUCUGGACGUUCGUGAUGAGAGAGAGAAAGUUUUCUUAUUACAAAGAAUGACUUUAAAAGCAGGUCUGGAGGGGAAGUUAUUGAAGGUAAAUCUUCGAUUAAAUACGCUGUCAGGCACUUACAACCACCGGGCUGUGCACUCUUGGGUGUCAACGAAUUUUCUUCGCACUUCUCGUUCCUUGCACUCCUCACGUUCCUUCCCCUCAUCUCAUGACUCACAAACGCAUAGUAGUUCUUAUUCGAAGGAUAUGGAAGUUGAAGCAAGAGAUCAUUCUCACAAAUACCCUAGUCGUAACUGGAUGCAUGAAAUUUUGAGUGGCUGUAAAGUGUCAGGCAGUGUGGAACUGUUUGAUGUGUCAACCCAUUUGCGCAUGUCUAGUUCAGAGGGCAGUGCCUGCAUCGGUUGUAAUCACAUUCGCCUUGGUCUUGAUCAGGUUUUCACAUUACAAGGUCAUACUUCCGCUCAGUCUAUGGAAGACUGGUCUGGUGAAUUAUUGGUUGAGGCCCUAUGGUGCCGCCUUGGUUUGUUGCGUGAUGAUACUGAUGUUGAUAUUUAUCAGAGAAGGCGGAGUCAUGUAUGGGGAACCCCACUUUUCCUUGGCGUUAUGCUUUUGAAUGUCCGAGGGCGAGCAGGUGUUUUGCACCCUCAUAAGUUAGAUGGAAUGUUGAACAUGUUGUGUGGCGAGUGGAGCCCCAAGUUGGCUGCAUUUCUUAUCCAUGCUGUCAAGUGCUAUGGGGAUUAUAAAGACUCCAAAGACAGAGCUCCUAAAGUAAAUCGCCAUCAAAAGUCCAACUCUCAGUUACUGUCAUGGAUAAACUCUUGCUCUCUUAAUGCAAAGAUUACAAAUUCUAACUUGUUUUUUAUCAAAGAUCCUCAAGUGGGUGUUAUGCUUCGUUUGGAUUCCAUAAUGAUUGAGAAGGGGUCUAAGUCUAAUAUGUCAGUGGAAGGCUGCAAAGCUGUCUCUCUUACACCUUCUGGAGUUCCAUUCAUUUGCUUGAAGUCGGAAGAAGUGAAGGCUGCCUAUGCUCAUAUUCAACAAGCUAGAGUCCAAUACCAAAAUAAAGUAGUGGAACUUCAACUGCUGGAAGAGAUCUUUGCUACAUGGAGUACUAAUCUUCAUCUAAGGUUGCUUGCUUUGGGACAGGAUCUGGUUCAGUUUUUCUCGCAGAUUUUGUACAAGAAGCACUCUGCCCCAUCUGAGGAAGGGAAUUUAAACAAAGGUUUUUGGAAUGUCUUGGAUGAGGUGAAAAUAACUGCUCCUGGGCAACUGAAGUUAGGCAUAGAUCUUUCUGAGAACCACAACAUGCUUGUGACAACUGGUGACAUUUCUCUGCGUAUUGGAAGUGAAACUAGUGGUUAUUCAGCCAACACUAUUCUCAUAGCUGUAGAUGAUCAAAAUAUUUUCCACAUUGACAAUUUCCUCAUGGAGAUGAUUCUGGACCUAGAAGAUGUCCGUCUUGAAAGGCAAAAUACGGAAGGUUUCACCCUUGAGUGGAACAAGACAUGGUCAACAACUAUAUCAUCAUUUCGAGCAAUUUUCCCCUAUGAGCACAACUUUGCAGAAGCAGUGCGUAAAGAGCUAGUCAGCAUUGUUAAGUGGUUGAAGUUGAUUCACCAUAGGCAAAAGUCAGAUUUCACAUCCAAAAGUCCUUUGCCAGCUGACAUGGUCAUCAAGGUCAAAGAGUUUUUGUUCGAGAUGAGUGAUGAUCCUUUUGAAGUAAAGCUCCGUGAUAAUUUUGAACUGCUAGAGGACGAGUAUAAAGAAAGCUUGAAGCGUCAAAAAAUGCUUGAUGCCAAGGUUCAAGAGUUAUGUAAAGAACAUCUCCUAAUGCCCGCUGGAAAAGUUGAUGAACUGUACACAUCUUUGAGCAUGAAGAAUGCUGAGAUAUAUGUCCAACGGUCGAAACAAAUGAAUCAGACCCCACCUCGUACUAGGCUCUUUGCCUGGUUAAUGACAGAUGUAGAGAUCAUGGCCCUGGCUGAUCCUUCUAUUCAUGGUGCAGAAAACGUAGUCGAGAACAUGACUGAAAUUGAUCCAGAUAGCCCAUGGCCUGAAGAUGGCCUUGAAUUCUCAACUUUGUGGUGCCGAUCUGUGUCUGCAAGUUGCAAAGAGUGGCAAUUUCAGCUCCGAGAUUUCCCUCAACCUCUUUUGCUUAUACAGGAGCUAAGCAUUUGGGGCAGAUUGGUGGGAGCUGAACAAGUAGCACCUAAGCGUGCUAAGCGAGGAGUAUCAAUUGAUUUGGGUGAUCCAUGGGGUAAAGUCGAAGUAGACCGCAGCAUGACGUCACUAAAAUUCUAUCACGAUUUUAAUUGUGAUGUGGAGACAUUUAGUUAUGCAUUUGGACCAUGUUGGGAACCAGUCAUUGCCCAAUGCAAUCUCAGCUUUGGUCAAAUUUCCCCUCCCUCCUUGGAUCCUAGCCCAACCCUCCCAUUCUGGGACAAAAUGAGACUUCUUUUUCAUGGCAGACUAACUAUGGUGACCAGAACAUUGACUGUGCUUCUGCAUGCCUCACUGGACCCUUACAACACAACAGAAGAAAUGGAGCUGACAUGGAGAGACGUUGCCCUAGAUUGGACCAAUGCAAAAGUUGUCUUCAAAGGGUCUCUCAAUGUAUAUGUGCGGACUGCAUCAAAGUAUGACGACUGCCGCCUUCUUUUCUUACCUGAUUUGAGAAUGACAGUGAAACUGGGCUGGGUCUGUUUAGCAGAUCCCAAUGAUCAUCAUUCUGUCAUGCCCUGUGCCCCUGAUAAAUUACCAGAGUACUCAAGUAACCAGGAACAUGACUCAUACAGAGCUUUUCGCUCCCAAAACCUCAACGUGAGCAUCUCUAUGGAGACCAAGCAAAGUCCUAAUGGGCCUUCAAAGCUGGACCCUACUAUACUGCUAUAUGGCAGCACUCUGAGGUGGUUUGAAAGCUUAAAAUUAAUUCUGUCAGGAGUGACAAGGCCUACUCGUCGAGGAGCAUUAUUCAAAAACAGUCGUCCAAAGAAAAAGCAACUUAGCAGGCAUUAUCGUAAAGUGCACUUAUCAUUAGUCCUUCAUCGGUUCCACAUAUCCUAUUGGAUGUCAUCGUCUAUGCAGCGUGGGUUUGAAGUAUUUGGGGGCAGGGUUACCUGUAGCUCAGAGCAUACAUUAUCUAUGGUUCCUGUGGAUGAUGGCCUUAAACACCGCCCAAGAUCAGAAUGGGCAGUUAUGUACAUGAAUUGUGAAUCAAAUGAUGCUGAAACUUGGCUUAAGAGUGCUUUAUUGGGGGAUGAGAGCAAAGAGCACAUCCUACAUCGCCAGCCAGUCGAAAAGUGUUACUUUUUAAGUGUCUCCAAGGUGUCAUAUGGACGUGAAGCUGUGAUACCUCACAACGAACGCCCAGUUGACACACCAACUCAUAGGCUGGUGGUACAUGGACUGAAGGGUGCGUGGACCAAGAGUAAUCGGGAUGUGGCGUUUGCCCUAUUUGACACCGUUGUCAAAACCAAGCAAUUAAAGAAGAACUUGUCAACUGAAGCUCUGAAAGGCUUCAGAUCAGAAAACACAACAACUCCAUUGAAAACACGAACCCGCCCAACUGAUGGGCAGCUCACACCACCUUCUAAUCCUAGUCUUCAGGCUGCUGGUAUGCAAGCUACUCCCUCACCAAUGACUAAAAUCCAAUCUGGGCAUGCUGCUAGCAUGCUUCAACAACUAAUUGCUGAAGCUGACAAAAAGUCGGUUGUCUUCAGUGAUGAUCUCUCCACACAAACUCGAGACCAGAAUUUGCAAGGUGUUGCUGCCUGUCAAGAAGAUGAUGUGGUGCACAAAAAGUGGCUGAUUGCAUUGGUGAACAGUCAAGUUCUGCUAAAGGGAUGUGAAACAAAGGGAUAUGUCAUUAUAAGUGCUGCCAAAGCUGAAGUUCUUCAAAGAAUCCAUAGACCUGCUUGGAAAGACCACACCCUUGUAUCCAAAACUACAUGGGUUGGAUCUUUGGAAUGUAUGCAGUAUUAUGCAACUGUAAGUGCUGGCGAAAAUUAUAACAUUGAUGAAAAUAUAAUGUGGCUUUCUGUGGAAAAUAUUCAAGAAAAAGAUUCUAAGGUAAUAGCAGACUUACCUGACCUGCCCCAUUUAGUUGGAAGUGGCCAGUCUGUUGGUGGAGUGGUCAGUGAAACUGUUGGAGGAAGUAGUACGGGUGAGAACCCAGCCAUUCAACUACAAAGAAUUGUCUCUCGCUGCAACUGCGAGUUUUUCUAUGUUGGGUAUGGAGAUAGUAGUAUUGAUCCGAGUACUCUAGGGGAAGCUCAGGUACCACCUUUACCAUUAGAUGAAGGGGCUCCCUGGGAGAGAAGAGAGAGGGCGGUUGAUGCAUUUACAUUGAUGCACCACGAUCUGAAUGUCAGCACAAAUUCACUGCAAUACGCAAUGCUUUUGGAUAUUAUAAACAAUCUUUUGUUGUAUGUUGAGCCUCAUCGCAAGGAAAGAUUAGAUCGGCUUCAACGAUUACGAUUCCAGCUGCAAUUAUUGAGUCGCCAAGAGGAUGAGCGUAAACCUAUUCAACAACUACAAAACUAUGUAAGAAGUCUGGUUUCAAAACUCCGUCGUCUGGAAAAGGAAACCUAUCUACUGCAACGGGCUCUCGCAGAAGAGCCAGAUGAACCAAGUCUGCUUGCGCAAAUGGAAGAUCUUGAAGAUGCAGUAAAUGAGUGCAAAGAGCACUUGUCUGCUGAAAGUGAAGAACUUGAUAUGAUGUUGUCAUGUUACAAGGAGCGACAACUGUCAACCACUCAGAAAGUUGCCACAUCGAGAAAUGACAAACCUAUUACAGUUGUCAGAGCUUCUGAAAUUAGUUUUAAGCAUGCUAAAUGGCAACUAACUGAUAGUGAUGGUCAACUUGGAAUAGCUGACCUCAUCCUCAGCAACUUCUUGUACACCAAACAUUCAAAAAGUGAUGAUUCUGUCGAGCAUUUGCUUGAAUUAGGAUACAUUAGUGUUGAGAACCUGCUUCCCAAUGAGGCCUAUAAGGAAGUUUUAGUGCCAACAGAAAGUCCUAAUAUUAUGCCUGUUGAUCGGAAGAGAGCUCUGAGAGUAUUUUGUCGUGAGAAAGCUCCAGUUGCUGGCAUAUCAAUCAUGGAACAUUUUGAAAUUAAUGUUGUUCCAAUUACUAUUGGACUUACAAAAAAAUUCUUUAAUUUAAUGCUUAAGUUCUGCUUUCCUGAAAGAGACCCUGACAAUAUUGAAGGUGAUCAAGUUGACAUGGGGGAUAUUGAAGCUGAUACAAGAAGUCUUGGGAGAGCUUCAUCUAGUUCAAGAAUCUCUGGGAGUUCUAAACAGAAAAAAAUGAAAGACUCCAAUUUUUAUGUCCCUAUAGAGCAUAAAGAUGAUGUUGAAAAAAUGAAAGAGAGAGCAGAAAAAAAUAAAUUAUUUAUCUACAUCAAGAUUCCUGAGGUUCCGGUUCGAGUUAGCUACAAGGGCAACAAGGAAAAGAGCUUAUCAAACGUCAGGGAUUUAAACUUGCUCAUAAGAAUGAUGGAAUAUCACAAUGUUACAUGGACUUGGCUUGAUCUGUUACUAGCUAUGAAAUCUGAAUGUCGAAGGGCAAUUGUUUCUCAGGCAAUCAAACAUAAGUUACUUAAAAUGAAGGCAGUUGCUGAUGACUCCCCUUCGCCGCAAGAAGAAGACAAGGCACGGAUGCUUUUGGGUGCCAAGCUCAUGCCUGGCGAAAGCAAAAGUUUAAAGAAAGGUGUUUUUAAAUUUCCCAAGUAGUCCAAAGUGAUUGAAGGAGGUUUGAAAAUCUGUGAGCAAUAUGUUUUGCUGUACCUUUGUUGUUAUGUACAUGUUUAAGAUGACUUCAGGGGUAAAUCUACCCCCUUUUUUAAAGCUUGAAUCAUUAUGAGAUGUUGUUUGUGUUUUGCUUUUCUUUGAAAAAAAAAGGAAGAUAGUUUGAUUAGGGGGAAAAACUGAACACAUUGUUUUUAAAAGAUUCUAUUUGUAUCUGUAGACUUCCAGAAGUUACCAAUAUUUUUACAAGUAUGGGAUCAGUAUUUGUUGCAAUGAUUUUAGUUACAUUUUUGUUUUUGAGUGCGAGAGGUGUGUCAAUGUGUGAGGUAAUGAUUAUUCUGUGAUAAAAAUUCUGGGUUUGUUGGUUUUAACUUUCUGACAAUCAUAAGGAAAGUCUAGAAAGUGACGUUUAAGACCCAAGUAUUUAAAUAUUAGGGUAUAUGUAUUUGAAUAAACAUUGCUUUAAUAAUUAAUGUUUGAAUAAUUUAUUAAUUUAGUGCGUACAAUCUUUGAAAUUUUACAUCAUUGACUAAAGUGAAGCAUGCAACAACAAAUAUGCAGAGAUGCUACAGUUCAUUAUAAUUUCUAUGAAAUAAACAAUUUUCUCCAUAUGACACUUGGGCAUAUAAGUAAUUCAUGCCUUUAAUAGUGUGAUUGUGGACUGGAAACAAUAUACACAAGUAAAAACAAACAUAAUUAAAACAAUGUUGGUUCUCGAAAGAAAAGUUCUGUUGAAUCGUGGAAAUAUCCACCUAGUAAAACUAAAAUCUAAGAGCAAUUUGGACAUGAUGACAAGUUUCCAACAUG
Thrips palmi is the source of this 7714-nucleotide messenger RNA. It is a transcript of the gene hob, whose product is annotated as protein KIAA0100. The record is from RefSeq and is a predicted model, not a curated record. NCBI's taxonomy places the organism in Eukaryota, Metazoa, Arthropoda, Insecta, Thysanoptera, Thripidae. The coding region runs from base 77 to 6892 and encodes 2271 amino acids. The transcript is spliced from 32 exons.